AAAUUAAACAUAAAUAUGGCGGUAUUAUUUGUUAUUAUAACCUAAUAUAACAAUAAAUAAAUGCUCAAAUCCUUCAAAUUAAUUUUAUUAAAUAAAAAAAAAAAUCAUUGAUCAAGCCUAAAAGUCGAAGGGUUUAUAUCAAUAGCCAAGUACCACUUGAUUUUUAAUAAAAAAUGGAGCUAAUUUAUUGUUCAGUUUGUACAUUAACUUUUCCUGCUAAUAAUGUACGUAGUGUUCAUAAACACCUGAAUCGUAAUGGACAUUUAAAAAAAAUGACAGCUAAAAAUAUUACUGAUAUUCAACAAACAAUUCAUAAUAUUGAUGGAUAUUCAAUUACAGUAACAUCAUUACCAUAUUUUGUUGAUGAAGAAUUUAUAACAAAUUAUUUUCCUCAUAAAAAUCAAAUUAAAAGUGUUGAAUUUGCAAAUGCAUCUGCAAAAAUAAAUUUCAAUCAAAUAUCUUGUGUUGAAUUUUUACUACAAACAACAUCAGAAUAUUGUUGGAAUGGAAAAAAAUUUGUCUGGAAUGUAUCACCAGUAAUUUAUGGAAAAUACAUUGAUAAUUAUGUUAAAAAGCUAAAAAAGAUGAAAAUUAACAAUUCAACAUUAAAAGAUCCAAUUGCAUCACAGUCAAAUAUUAAAAAUAAAAAUAAAAUUCCAAAAACAGAUAAACAAAAGUUAAAAAAAGUAUCAGGUUCAACAUUUACAAAACAAUUGAAUAAUUUAUUACGUAUGAUUCAGCCAAAUGAAGAUUUGUUGUUUACGAGAAUCAACAUGAUACGUCAAGAUAUUGUUGAAAUUUUAAAACCAACAUAUUUAAUUAAUAACACAAAUGUUAUACCAUUUGGUUCAUCAGUAAGUGGUCUUGCAACCGUUGACAGUGACAUUGACAUAUCAUUAGAAAUCAAUGAAACAAAUAUUAAAUUAAUUGUUCAUAAAAUAAUUGAUUUACUUGAUGAUAAUCCUCAAAUUAUUGAUAGUAUAACUUCAAAUGCUGUUGCAAAAAUACCACUUAUUCAAUUUUAUCAUAUGCCAACAAAAUUAAAUGUUGACUUGUCGUUUAAUAAUAAUACUGAACGAGACAAUGCUAAUAUGAUAAAAUUUUGUGUUAGUCUAGACUCCAGAAUAAAAACUUUAUAUCUCAUUGUUAAAUAUUGGGGAAAAAAGCUAAAUUUAACUGGUAGUGUUAGUACUGUUGAUAGCUAUUUUGUUUUUAUGUUGGUUGUUUUUUAUCUUCAACAAGCUGCUGUAUCAUUGCUACCAAAUUUUACACAUAUUAAAAAUUUAUAUUCCACGUGGUCAUAUAAUCCACGUUUUGUUGAAACAAGUGAAAAUUGUCAAAUGAAAAUGAUUGAUUUAAUGACUGGAUUUUUUGAAUAUUAUUCGAAAUUUAAAUUUUCAACAUAUGUCAUUUGUCCAAACAAUGCAAGUGCUGUACGUAGACGACAAUUCAGUACUGAUAAUGCGGAAUUGCAAAAUAAACUAGAAUCAAAUACAGCUUGUAUAUUGGAUCCACUACAAGCUGAUACAUUUAUCAAGUGUAAUUGGUCGAAAAAAAAAUUAAAAUCAUUUUCUGCUGCUUGUGAAGAAGCUUUCAAUAAAAUUCAACAAUCAAAGUCACCAGAAAAUGAUAAAUUUUUACAUUUUCGUAAAUUUUUUGUCAGAAAAUCUUAUGAUUCACUUAGAAGAACAAAAAAAUCUGAAAGUUAAUCCAGUAAAAACCAUAUUGCAUGUCAUGUUUUUUAUUCGUUUUUA
Aphidius gifuensis is the source of this 1754-nucleotide messenger RNA. Its product is annotated as poly(A) RNA polymerase, mitochondrial-like. The record is from RefSeq and is a predicted model, not a curated record. Gene Ontology annotation, biological process: mitochondrial mRNA polyadenylation. Lineage: Eukaryota; Metazoa; Arthropoda; Insecta; Hymenoptera; Braconidae. Gene Ontology annotation, molecular function: poly(A) RNA polymerase activity; nucleic acid binding. The coding region runs from base 174 to 1709 and encodes 511 amino acids. The transcript is spliced from 3 exons.